UUUAAAUUCACUUUAAACAUGUGAACUUUCCCUUUCAAAAUGUUAUUUGGAAUUAUCUGUCUUUAGGUUGGUUUUAAUCUCUAAAAUGUGACACAUAAUUCUCAGUGUAACUCUAAACACGGGUCCUGUAACGCUGUAACGUGAGAUACCCACUGUGCUCCACUCCAGACGGGGACCCUGUAGGGCUGGAGGGAUGAGCUGUGGUAGUUAAAUCCUCUCAGGUGCAGCUGCUGGGCGCAGGCUCCUCCCCCAAACACCGACUGUCACUAGAACAGGAAGACUUCUCUGCUAGAGACUACUUCCCCGUAGUCACUCUGGGGUUAAAAAGUUACCUAAAGUUUCAGCAGUCAUGGAAACUCGUGUUGGACACAUCGCUGAUACCGGGCAUUCCUAACAGCGAGUCGUCGUUGCCGUUGUCGCUGUAACAGCUCGUUGAAGCGGGCAGAUAGGGGGUUUUCCGCUUUACCUGACUGUUAUUGUAGCCGACAAGCUAGCCGGGCUAAAGCUAACGUUAGCUCGUUUUGUACCGCUUAUUUCGGGGACUAAAAUUCACUCUGUCAAAGGAGUGGGUUGUUUUUUUUUUAAAGGGAAGUUGUAGAGUACCGUCCUUUUGGGUGUCUCUCAAACGCUACAGAUUGACCAUUGUCCUUAGCGUCCUGAGGACUUUUGGACUGCUUUGAAUUUCCCUCCUUCGGCGAAACGGUCAGGCGAGGGGGUUCUUUUGGCUUUCUACCAAAUCAUUAGCAAACGGUGCUAAUUGUGGCUAACUAGCAUACAGGCCCGGAGGGAUUCGUCCUCUUUUCGAUAACCUUUAUGUAUUUGUGCUGAAAGCGGGUGGAUUAAAAGCAACAAGUGUCCACUAGGAAGAAACUAGAUAAUUUAUUAAUAUGGAUCAGCAAUCAGGAAAUUCUGCCUCAGCGGCGGUGUCCAAGAAGGAGAAGAAGUCAAAGAAGUUCAACGAGGAUGGAGAUGGGAAAAAGAAAUUUAAACUCAAACGGCUGAUUCCCGAUGAGUUGGAGCGCUUCACCAGCAUGAAAGCAAAGAAAGACAAGGAGAAGCCCAGCCAGAUGCCAGGCCAGCGACAUUCUUCAGCCGCCAGCUAUGAGAUCAGUUCUCAGGGUGCCAUGCUGGAUGUUCACUCUGAUGAAUACGUCCUGGAACUUUUUGAGCAGAUGUUGGUGGACAUGAACCUGAACGAGGAAAAACAGCAGCCGUUGAGACAGAAGGACAUCUCCAUCAAACGAGAGAUAGUUUCCCAGUACCUCCAAAGAUCUAAAAAUGUCCUAGAACAGACGGAGAGUUCCAAGGCAGCGGUGAUGUACAUCCAGGAGUUAAAGUCAGACUACAGGGAGACACAACUUCUGAGCUGUCUGGAAUCACUACGAGUCUCACUCACCAGCAAUCCUGUCAGCUGGGUGCAGAAUUUUGGAAAUGAGGGUCUGGCUCUGCUUUUGAAUCGUCUGAGGAGGCUGCAGGAGGAGAAAGAUGAUGUCCCAGGGAUGGGAGUAAAAUGUCAGCAUGAGAUCAUUCGUUGUCUGAAAGCCUUCAUGAACAACAAGUAUGGCUUAAAAGCCAUGCUGGAGUCAGAGGAGGGAAUUCCUCUGCUGGUCAGGUCCAUGGUCCCCAGGGUACCAGUCAUGAUGGUGGAUGCUGUCAAGCUGCUCUCUGCCAUCUCCAUCCUGGAACAUCCAGAAAACCUUAAUGAGCGUGUUUUGGAGGCCAUGACAGAGGAGGCUGAGAGACGGGACAUGGAGAGGUUCCAGGCUCUCCUAACUGGAAUGAACAUUCAGAACAUUGCUCUGAAGGCUGGCUGCAUGCAGCUGAUCAACGCCCUGAUCAGUCGGGGAGAAGAGUUGGACUUUAGAAUACACAUUCGCUCUGAGCUGCUUAAAUUUGGACUAAGAGACAUGCUUAAGGAGUUGCGGAAGAUAGAAAAUGAGGAACUCAGGGUGCAACUCCAGGUGUUUGAUGAGCUGGCUGAAGAUGACUCUGAGGAGCUCAAAAUCCGUCUUGAAGAUGUUCGCAUUGAAAUGGAUGAUGUGAGGGAAGUGUUUGAGAUCUUAGUCAACACGGUGAAAGACUCCAAAGCAGAAAACCACUUCCUGUCCUUGUUGCAGCAUCUGCUGCUGAUCCGCAAUGAUUAUUUGGCCAGGCCUCAGUACUACAAGCUGAUUGACGAGUGUAUUGCUCAGAUCGUGCUUCACAAGAAUGGAGCGGAUCCUGAUUUCAAGUGCCGCAACCUCAAAUUCAACUUUGAUCACUUGAUAGACAACAUGGUGAAUCAGACAAAAGUGGAAAUCAGUGAGACAAAAGCCACCGAGCUAGAGAAGAAGCUGGAUGCAGAGUUGACGGCACGCCACGAGUUGCAGGUGGAGCUGAAGAAACUGGAGGGUGAUUAUGAACAGAAGCUGCUGGACUUGAGCCAGGAGAAGGAACAGCUGGUCACUUCUAAGCAGGAGCGAGAAAAGGAGAACCAGGCUCUACAGAAAGAACUGGGCUCGUUGCAAACCAAGAUUGAAAAACUGUCCAAGGAUCUAGAAGAUGCCAAAACUAAAGUUAUUACAGUUACUGUUCCUGUGCCAACACCUGGUUUGCCUCCACCUCCACCCGCCCCCCCUUUACCAGGCAUGCCCCCUCCACCGCCACCACCACCCUUGCCCGGCCAGACCUCUGUACCUCCACGCCCUCCUCCUUUGCCGGGUCAUGCUGGUCUUCCUCCCCCACCUCCUCCACCCCCUCUACCUGGCAUUCCGGGACCUCCACCACCCCCACCCCUUCCUGGCAUGCCUGUACCACCGCCACCCCCACCUCUACCUGGAAUGCCAGGACCUCCACCACCCCCGCCUCUACCUGGAAUGCCAGGACCCCCACCACCACCUCCCUUACCUGGAAUGCCAGGACCUCCGCCACCACCGCCGCCCCCUGGUGGUCCAGGUUUUCCUCCACCCCCACCAGGGCCAGGUGUACCUCCACCAAUGUGCUGGGGUGCCCCUGCACCACCUUCCCUGCCGUUUGGGCUCCAACCUAAAAAGGAUUUCAAGCCUGAGGUCCAGCUAAAGAGGGCAAACUGGAGCAAGAUUGGCCCAGAGGAUCUGAAUGAGAACAGUUUCUGGAUUAAGGCCAAAGAGGAACAAUAUCAGAGCAAUGAACUCUUUGCCAAACUCACCUUAACCUUCUCCUCACAAACCAAGACCAACAAAGGUAAGAAAUUCCCACAUUAUCUUAUUUAUCCCAGUUUUUAUUAUUUUUUUUUAAAUUUACAUUCAUCUUUUUGCUUAGUCAUUGAAACAGACAUUACACAUUAUUUUUUACAAAGCCACAAAUCACAAAGUUCAUGAAUUAUCCACUUCCACCUGGCGGUUCAGCCGUUCAUUGCACCCGUCACUUGUACAGAGACGGAACACUCGUCUCCGGAUAAGAUGGAUUGGGACACAGGAACGUAGGGAGAGGCAGACAAAGGAAAGAUGGUAUAGGAAGGGAUAAGGAGAAGGUCACUGAUGUCCUUUGACUAGUCACCAGCUGUUCUGGCACAAAGGACUGACACACACACCGACACUAACACACACCUGUCCACUUCUAUCACCUUGUCCCGGUGUCACUGAGCCUUCUGCUCUAACUCUUCAAUAUUCAAAUUCUGUCCAGGACAGCAGGAACUUGCAGACUGUGUGUGUGUGUGUGUGUGUGUGUGUGUGUGUGUGUGUGUGUGUGUGUGUGUGUGUGUGUGUGUGUGUGUGUGUGUGUGUGUGUGUGUGUGUGUGUGUGUGUGUGUGUGUGUGUGUGUGUGUGUGUGUGUGAGAUAGUAUCUGACCUUCACACACACACACUGUCCUAUUCAGGUCACAUACAUAAACAGGAGUGUGCGUACACACAUAGCUUAAGCUAGCUUUUGAUGGUAGUUAAAUGUCAGGGUUGGCAGCUGUCCCGUCUGCAUUCACCUGUAUAUCAAAUCCCAACGUCUGCCUGCCAGUCUAUAAUUUGACCCCCCCAACUCAGUUUGGCCCGUGCAUCCAUGAAUCCUCUCUUUAUUGGCUGAGACAGCCGCCUGUUCUGUGUGAUGUCUAAUAACCUUUUCUGAACGCUGUAUAUAAAGACACCAUGGCCUUUUCAUAGCCCCACACCUGUCUGUGUGGAUCAAGGUGGGGUGGAAUUGAGAGAGGGGUUGGAAGUGGAUGUGCUGGGGUUGUUGUUUUUCAGCAUGUUUUUAAGCAGCUGGAAUUGUAUUCUGGGGAAAAAAAUAAAUAAAUAAAUUUCUGGAUUUUAAUGAAACUUUGUAUACACAUUUUGUGAAUGUGACAGCACUGAUGCCCAAUAAACAGCCAGCUCUGGUCACAUGGACUGAACUUUCACCUCUUGUCCUUCAGUCGCUGUCUUAAACUCACACCUCAAGGCUUGAUGCAUUUCUUCAGAGCUCUCUGUCUCUUUAUCCCUCACAUCCAUCAGCUUGGUUACACUCCUCCCUCGUGCUCCUUUUGUGUUAACCAUUCCCCAGCUUUUAAAAAGAACAACAGACUAAAAUCACACCAAGUCACCACUGACCCACCCUGACCCCUCCUACUCAUCUUCAUCAGUUGCGCAGCAGCUAAAUGUGCAAGCGUGUACACACACACACACACACACACACACACACACACACACACACACACACACACACACACACACACGCACACGCACACACGGAACAGGGUCAUAUGCUUAAGGCACGGUCACUGGUGUUGACCUCUACUGCUUAGUAGAACAGCAGCCAACUGAUGGUGGGGGGAAACACCCCUUGGCUCCACACAGCUUUUGUAGCACUUUUGCACACACACACAGUAACUGUAUUUGUUUUAGUUUCUUUUGUGGAGAUGGUGGUGGUUUCAUUCAGUAUGUAAUUUAAACUAUAUAUUAUGCAUUCUUUUCCUCCUGCUAUUAUAGUAAACAUGCUGGGAAAACCCUAAAUACAUGUGCCUGCACCCUUUUUAAUUGCACUAACCUUUGUAGGAAUAGGAUUAUUUUUGUUGCAAACAUUGGUUAUUUUAUCAACAUAACAUUGGAGUGUUAAAUGUCUAGUUCACUGAAAAAACAUUUAUUAAUUUCUGAUUUCAAUCAUGUGAGUUUUUUCUGCAAGCUGAGCAUGAAAAUAGUUUCCUACACCUAUAUCCUGCAGUUGCUUCUGAUAGAAAAUAGACAGUGCAACUCUAGUGUUCAUUCCAACUGGAGGCCACAGCAAAUGCUUAAACGAGUGAACCACACCAUUAAGUUUUUAUUAAAGCUUCUUUCCGGAGCAUUUCUCUUAUCCGAUGUGUCGACAUAUAUACUGGACAAUUCGUGUCCAUAGGCUCCAAUUAAAAGUUUUUGUGCCAAAAUGGGAGGUGGCCACCACCGCCAUUUUGACCUUGUCACAGGUUCCGUCAAGCCCAGACAAUUCCAUAAAAGGGAAAAGAAGUGGAGCUGAGUGCGGGGCUGUAAGGCUGGGAUCAAAUGAUGACACCCGUCGAACUGAAGAGAUGUAGCUACAAGCUAGCCCAAAGCUAAUGCGGAAGUGGGAGCUAAGCUAACGGAGGUAGCUACCUAGCUACAACCAGAGUUAACUGUGCACAACACCGGAGCUUCUGGGUCAGAGAUGCACCGGGCUGACCGCUGGGUAAAACCAUCCGUCCGUCCGUCCAUCCGUCCAUCCAUCCAUCCAUCCAUCCAUCCAUCCAUCCGAGAGCUCCACAAGCCGGCAGCCCGCGCAGCAGACAGGCGCCGCUGCAAUCAGAGAUGCGCCGAGCUGCCGCUGAUGGGAUGGAGUCCACACCAAUAGUCGGAACCCAGCUCCACCAACGUCAUAUUUCAACCCAUUUUCAAAAAUGCAGCAUUAUGUUAAAUGCACUGGUUUUACCCUAUUAAAUUUAAAUGUCAUGGUUAAACAGUACAUGUUAAAAUCUAAGCUCAGCUAGUGCAAGAGCAGCAGUGACCUAAAAUACAUAAAUAUAAUUGUACUUACCGAAAAAAUGAAGCGGAGACUCUUUGGACGCUCUAUUAGUGCAAUUAAUGCCACAGCAAGUCAUUUUGUCCAACAAUUGCACAAACAACAUCCAAAAAGAAUACACAAACGGCACAACUAAUAGUCUAAGUUGAGAGACUGAAAAUCGCGGAGCAGUUUUAAAGCGAGGCCGAGGCUUAGGCUGAGGCCUUUCGCCGGCGCUAGCUCUGCAGUCACGUGGGUCUGAUGCUCAUUAAUUAUUCUGAAUUUUAGGCAUUUAAUACUCUUAAAAAGAAGAGUGACAAAAAAUUCACCCCCCUCAGAGUUGUCACGAGUAUGAACUAGAUCAAUUAAACCUAAAACAUGUUUUGGAACCAGGCUGUAAAUGUGCUUAUUUCUGCUGUGAAAUUUGUAUUUUUAACAUUGGAGUCAAUGAGGAUUUGCUCGCUUCUGGCACCAGCCCCCAGUGGAUGAGGGUGGAACUGCAAUUUUUGUCACUUCCCGUUUUGCUUCACAUCCAGACCCGAAUUAUGGGGACUUGAUCCAAUGGCACCAUCGAGUAGCUGACGAGCAUAUCACACAAAAACUCUGUUGCUCUGUUUGUUUAAGAUGGCGACUUCACAUUUCUGUUUAUGUGUGUGCUUCUGUAGCUUGACAAACAUAAUUAAAACACGUUUUACAAGUAUUAUUCUCAUGUCAUGUUGUGUUCUCAUAUAUUUAUAUUUUAGAGACAAUUACUUGUCCGUGAAAAGUUCAUCAACUCUGCAUCAGCCGAGGUAUUCAAGUCAAGUCAAAGUCAAGUCAAAGUCAUUUAUUGUCAUAUUCUCCACAUGUGCAGGACUUACAGAGAAAUGAAAUUCAGUUUCAGCACACACAAUUCAAAGAUCAGACAUACGUGGGUAAGACACAUAACAAGAAUUGGUGACUGCGGUCAUUCGCAACAUGAGUCGCGCUACCUUAAUAGUUAGAUGAAAAGGGUGUUACAUGAGGAAAGUUCAGGGAGGGGGAAAAAAAAGGCAUUAACAGGGUUACACCAGCAGGGUGUAGCACUCUAAUGCAAAAAAACACCCGACAUGGAAGCACAGACAGCACGUAUACAACAUCAGAGUCCGAUGGGGAGGUGGGGGUGGGCGGGAUCCUGAAGCCUCCAGUGGGAGCU
This is a messenger RNA of Nothobranchius furzeri (turquoise killifish), 7106 nucleotides long. Its product is annotated as protein diaphanous homolog 1. The record is from RefSeq and is a predicted model, not a curated record. Gene Ontology annotation, molecular function: actin binding; small GTPase binding. Gene Ontology annotation, biological process: actin cytoskeleton organization; actin filament polymerization. Lineage: Eukaryota; Metazoa; Chordata; Actinopteri; Cyprinodontiformes; Nothobranchiidae. Gene Ontology annotation, cellular component: actin filament.